AUGAGGGCACUGUUAGUUUCUGACCACAGAUCAGCGCUCCACACAUCACACACCACAGAAAACACCCUCCCUUCACUGACAACAGAGAUCAUGUCGUCCAGUCUCUCAGUACGGAGCUUCUCUUUGGGCCGGCAGCCCUCUUUCUCCAGCAUGUCUCUGAGGGACAGUGGACGUGCCCGAUCCAAAGCUGCGGUCUCGUUCGCUGCCUCUAAGCCUCUGUCUCGCUCUUCCUCCAUGAGCAUGUCAGAUCUGAACGGCCUCGGCAGCAUGUCUCUCAACGGCCUGCAUGGCAACAGCACCAAUGAAAAAGAGGCUAUGCAAAGCCUGAACAGCCGAUUGGCCAACUACCUAGAUAAGGUGCGCACUCUGGAGAAGUCCAACGCUGACCUGGAGCUGAGGAUCAAACAACUGAUGCUGGACCGUGUGCCGAAAGGACACGAUAUCGAUUCCAUGAUGGCCCAAGCUCAUGCUCUCGAACAGGAAGUAAGGAAGAAAACUCUGGAGAAUGCGCGGAUCAUGCUCGAGAUCGAUAACGCCAAGCUGGCUGCAGAUGAUUUCAGAAUCAAAUGGGAGACGGAGAGCGCAAUGUGUCAGUCUGUGGAACGAGACUGUGUGGCCCUGAAGAAAGCCAAGUCAGACCAUGACCAGAUCAUCGCCACACUCCGUGGUGACCUGGACAGCCUGAAAGAGGAACUCUACUUCUUGAGGAAGAACCAUGAGGAGGAAAUGGACAGUCUGAGAGCCCGGAUUGCUCAAGAGGAUGUCAAUGUGGAGGUGGAUGCGGCCCGUGGGCCAGAGCUGGGGACUGUCCUGUCUGAUCUCAGGUCUCAGUAUGAAGGCAUUGUCCAGAAGAACAAGGAGGAAGCUGAGAGCUGGUACCGUAAAAAGUUGGAGACGGUGCAGACGCAGGUGCGUGAGAGCAAUGAAGCCUUGAGAGGAGCUCAGAGUGAACUCACCGAGAGGCAGCGCUUUCUGCAGACCCUGGAAGUGGAACUGGAGAGCCUUCAUAAACAGGUGGCAGCUCUGGAGGGUAACCUAAGUGAGACAGGGCAGAAAUACACCCUAGAGAUGGAGCGCCUGCAGGCCACCCUGGCCCAGCUGGAGGACAGCCUGUCUCAGCUGCGUCUGGAUAUGCAGCGCAACAAGACUGACUACGAGCAGCUCCUGCGCAUCAAGCAGAAUCUGGAGAUGGAGAUUGCCACCUACAGGAGGCUGCUGGAGGGCGAGGAGACGGUUAAAGAGAUUCCUCCACCACCCAAGAAAGAGCCUGACGUUCGUACCCGCAAGAUAGUAAAGGUGGUAACGCAAACCAUGAUCAAUGGUAAAGUCGUGGACGAAUCCAGCGAAGUCGAACAGAUUGAGGAGACAAAGAAGUAAAACAAGAACAAGACUGUCUGUGUGAUUCUCCAUAUAAAAGCCUCUAUUGUCCGUUUAGAAGCUGCAUUACCUUUUGGCCCCAGCGGGCCCCUGAUUUUUGUUUCAUUCCCAGUCUUUCAAAGAGAUCGUCUUUCCUUUCUCAAGCAACAAAAAGAGCUGAAAUUACUAGGAAAGCCAUCAGAUUUAGAGCUGAAACUGAAGAAGAAACAAGUGACAAGUGUUGCUGUUAUUGCAUUUAGGCACUUGUCAGACCAAAUUCUUUCUGCAUGCAAUAUUUAUUUCUCAAUAGUGUAGCAUGAGGAUGAAAUUAUUAACUUAAGAGUUUGCUUCUCUGUCAUUGUUUUCAAUCUUUACCCAUAUUAAAAACUA
This is a messenger RNA of Danio aesculapii, 1746 nucleotides long. RefSeq lists its product as uncharacterized. The transcript is spliced from 9 exons. Bases 1 to 1377 code for a protein of 458 amino acids. Gene Ontology annotation, molecular function: structural molecule activity. The record is from RefSeq and is a predicted model, not a curated record. Lineage: Eukaryota; Metazoa; Chordata; Actinopteri; Cypriniformes; Danionidae.